UUGCCCACGCCAAAUGGCUUCCCCUUUGGGACUCGCACUGCUGGCUGUGGCUGCCAGCGAGUCGAUGGAUGCGAUGCGUGUGGCGGUGCUGGAACACCGGGGCCAGAAGAGGGCCACAGCCUUUGAAACCAUGAGUGCCAAUUUGGAGAUCUACGACCUUCAGAUCCAGGAGGCGGCGCAGCGCGGUGCCAAGCUCUUGGUGACGCCUGAGGAUGGUCUGACCAGCUUCGUGGGCAACCAACGAGCUUUAUGGUGGGACUAUGCCGCCAGCCUUCCCGAGCCGGGGCAGGCUGAAGCUCAACUCCCUUGCAUCGAGGCCUCUGUUUGGUGGCCGUUGAGAAGGCUGAGCUGCAUGGCUCUCCGACACCAGGUGGCGUUGGUGGCCAGCCUCAUAGACAUGAAGGACUGUACAGAGGAACCCGAAUUCCCGGGCUGCGACAGCAGCCGUGAUGGCUGGCUCUUGCUGAACACUGCAGUCGUCUUGGACAGAGAUGGACGUUUACUGCAGAAGUAUCACAAGGCCAACUUGUGGUUCGAAGCGGCUCUGGAUGAGAGCAAGGAGUGUUCGCCCAAGACCUUCAGCAUCUCUGGCUUUGAGGAGGUGCCCUUUGGAAUUUUCAUUUGUGCCGACUUGAUCCAUGCCUGGCCUCCGCUGGAGCUAGUCACCAAGGGCAUCCGGCACUUUGUGAUGCCUUUGAGCUGGACAAAUGAAAUGGCGCAGAUGCAGCCCUUGGGUUGGCAGCAGGCGUGGAGCCAUCAGAUGCAGGCGGUUCUCUUGGCGGCAAACACCCGCAGCAGCAGCUGCAGUGGCAGCGGAAUCUACGUGCAGGGCGAGGCCAAAGCUGUGGCCUACGACUUGGAGGCACAAGCAGAUCAGCUGCUGGUGACCGAGGUGCCCCUGCGCUUGGUCGAGCCCGCUGCGAGCCCCAUCGGCUGUCCAACGUCGUCCGACACCAGACUUCUUCCAGUGGAUGAGGGCUCGAAGUGGAAGAGCUUUCAGUUGGACAUGACUCCCGGUGAUCACAGCAGCACCCUUUGCAGCGCUGCAACGUGCUGCCACGUGAGCUACCGCAGCCGGCGCCAAGGGGAAGGUUAUGUGCUGGCGGUGCUGAAUGGAUUGGACAUCUCUCCUGAAGUUGCACCAUGGGCUGCAGAGGCCUGCGCUGUGCUGCCUUGCCAAUCCUCCAGCGAUUGCCUCACCUAUCCCAGCGAGGCCUUACGGCAACAUAGCGCAAAGUGGUUUGGUGAGUUUGAAUCCCUGGAGAUGGAGGCGAACUUCUCCACGACUCAAGAGGUCUUUCCUCAGGUGUUAGCCACCUCGCAGCGGCUUCUAUCGCCCCGCGCCUGGCACCUGCAUCGCGGAGCGCGCAGCGGAGCCGAAACGACGCUGCGUUUGGCGCUGAACGGCAGCGCGGUGGAGGAGUUGGUGUCGCUCCAGCUGUACGGUCGCCCCUAUUCGAGGGACUCGGACAUCCAGCAGCACUGCCAUUGCGGCCCCAAAGUGGAAGGUGUGCUGGUCUGAAUCCGAAAAAAA
Cladocopium goreaui is the source of this 1534-nucleotide messenger RNA. The record is from the annotation of a GenBank genome assembly. NCBI's taxonomy places the organism in Eukaryota, Dinophyceae, Suessiales, Symbiodiniaceae.